CUCCAAAUUAAAAUAUGGAUCAAGAAGCUCUUCUCGUCGGAAGACCUAUCUCGUAUCGCAGUAUUCCGACCAUAUCUUGUAUUCUUGCAAGUCAGGCGUUGGAGAAACUUGCAUGUUUUGGAUUGGUACCGAACAUGAUACUCUUCCUGACGGUGGAAUACGGCAUGGGAACGGCGGAAGCGGCCAAUGUCCUCUUCCUAUGGUCUGCCGCCACCAAUUUCUUCCCUCUUGUUGGUGCUUUUAUUGCUGAUUCUUACACGGGCCGGUUUCCUCUGAUCGGGUUUGGAUCAUCCCUCAGCCUUCUGGGGAUGAUUUUGUUAUGGUUGACAACAAUAAUUCGACCAGAAUGCGAUAAAUCAACACACGUGUGCCAACCCACCACAGUGCUCCAACUUUUUCUCCUAUAUUCGUUUUUUGUCCUCACCGCCAUAGGUGCCGGGGGAGUCAGGUCCUCCUGCUUGGCCUUCGCCGCCGACCAGCUCCAAUCCAACCACACAUCAUCACGUGCCGCCACGUCAGCCCUAGAAACCCUCUUCAACUGGUACUACUUCUCCGUCAUGCUCGCUUGCUUUCUUUCUCAGUCGUUGCUGGUCUUCGUUCAGACGACGUUUGGGUGGCAGAUCGGUUUUGGAGUCUCUGUCGCUGCCAUGGCUCUAUCCGUCGCUUUGUUCUUCGCGGCGUCUCCCUACUAUGUAAGGAUUAAUAACCCGAAGCAAGUCUUAACUCUAACAGGGAAAUCAAGCAAUCAAUGGCAGCUAUGUAGCGUUCAACAAGUAGAAGAGCUUAAAUCUCUCAUCAGUGUCUUACCCAUCUGGUCAACGGGAAUCAUCUUGUCACUUGUCACGGGUUGCCAAGUCUCUUUCAUAGUCCUUCAAGCCAAGGCCAUGGAUCGCCGCACCUUCAUUCAGGGUUUCCAGAUUCCUGCAGGCUCUUAUGGCAUUUUCUUGGUCAUCUCCUUCGUGCUCUUCCUUGUUCUUUACGAUCUUGUUAUCGUCCCGUUAGUUUCUUGGGCUCUAAGAGAGCCGUUCCGAUUGGGAGUUAUGGUGAGAAUGGGAGCUGGUUAUGUAAUAUCGGUUGUGUGCAUCUCCACUCUUGCGGCUGUGGAGCACGACAGGCAAAAAACCUCUAGAGACGAGGGAGAUACGAUGUUAUCGGCGAUGUGGCUAUUACCGUACAUGAUACUAGGAGGCAUUUCGGAAGCACUUAAUACGAUAGCACAGAACGAGUUCUUCUACUCUGAGCUUCCCAAAUCCAUGUCAAGCGUCGCCACCACACUCUCCAGCCUCGGCAUGUCAGCCGCAAGCCUCAUCUCAUCUUGGAUCAUUACCAUCGUAGACGUCGCCACGUGUGGGAGCUGGAUCACAGAGAACAUAGACGAGGGACACUUAGACUAUUACUACUGGCUCUUUGUGGGAUUAUCUGUGCUCAAUGUUGUGUAUUUUGUGUGGUGUGCCAAAUCUUAUGGUAAAUGUAAUAUAUAA
Messenger RNA from Capsella rubella, 1481 nucleotides. RefSeq names its product protein NRT1/ PTR FAMILY 1.3. The coding region runs from base 15 to 1481 and encodes 488 amino acids. Gene Ontology annotation, biological process: transmembrane transport. Gene Ontology annotation, cellular component: plasma membrane. The record is from RefSeq and is a predicted model, not a curated record. The transcript has 5 exons. Lineage: Eukaryota; Viridiplantae; Streptophyta; Magnoliopsida; Brassicales; Brassicaceae. Gene Ontology annotation, molecular function: transmembrane transporter activity.